Molecule: messenger RNA, 1419 nt
Organism: Aspergillus clavatus NRRL 1
Lineage: Eukaryota; Fungi; Ascomycota; Eurotiomycetes; Eurotiales; Aspergillaceae
Gene: zpr1
Product: zinc finger-containing protein ZPR1
Exons: 2
Coding region: 1-1419 (472 amino acids)
Cellular component (GO): cytoplasm; nucleus
Molecular function (GO): zinc ion binding
Source: RefSeq, a predicted model, not a curated record
AUGUCGACAGGAGCGGAGAACAAUGCCUCCCAGGAGACUGUGGUGGUAGAGUCGCAGUUCCAUAAGCCUGGCGAUUUGGUGGAGCAGAAUGAUGACACCGGUGUUAUGUCCGUGGAGAGUCUUUGCAUGAAUUGCCAUGAAAAUGGUAUGACAAGACUCCUUCUCCUUCGAGUCCCUUUCUUCCGUGACAUUAUCCUCGAGUCCUUCGAAUGCGAGCACUGUGGCCACCGCGACAACUCGGUCAAGUCCGCCGGCCAGAUUCAGGAGAAGGGAACCAAGUAUACAUUGGAUAUCGAGGACGAGGAAGACUUCCAGCGCCAGGUCAUCCGCAGCGAUGUUUCGGUGUUCAAGGUCGAAUCCCUCGGAAUUGAGAUGCCCAAGGGCGAGAGCCAAUUGACGACGGUGGAGGGAGUCAUUCAGAAGAUUCACGAGAAUCUUUCCAGCGAACAGCCUCUGCGUAAAGAGCAGGCACCUGAGCUGCACGAUGCGCUUGUGCCUAUCAUCGAAAAGCUGGAGAAGAUUAUGAACAGAGAAGGCUUCCCCUUUACGAUCUCUCUGGAUGACCCCACGGGCAACUCGUGGAUUGCACCCACGACGCACGACAAAGGAAACAAGUACAGACGUCGCGACUACCCCCGUACCCACGAACAGAACGAAGAGCUCGGUAUCGCGGCCGAUCCCGAAGCUGUCAACAACGAGGGCAUCGCUGCUGAAGGCGGCAUCGAUGACUCAGAGAUUGUGGAGGGCCAGGUCUACAGUCUGCCGGCCGAGUGCCCGGGCUGCACCAAGCCAUGCUUCGUCAACAUGAAGAAGGUCAACAUCCCAUACUUCAAGGAGGUGUUCAUCUGGGGCACAGUCUGCGACCACUGCGGUUACCGCACCAGCGAGGUCAAGACCGGCGGCGAGGUCCCCGACAAGGGCAAGCGCAUCAGCCUCAAGGUCGAGAACGAAGUGGAUUUGUCGCGUGAUAUUCUCAAGUCCGACACCUGCGCGCUCCACAGCGAGGAGCUCGAAGUCACUGUCCAGCCUGGUACCCUUGGUGGCCGCUUCACCACCGUUGAGGGUCUGCUCACCGAGAUCCGCGAUCAGCUCCACGGCCAGAUCUACGAUGUUGACGACACCAGCAACACAGGAGGUGACAGCAUGGCAGAUUCCGACAAGGCGAAGUGGGAGCGAUUCUUCAGCCGUCUUGGCGAUGCUAUCAGCGGCAAGAUGAAGUUCAAUAUCACUCUCGAGGAUCCCAUGGCCAACAGCUACGUCCAGGAUCUGUGUGCCCCGGCUGUCGAUCCUCAAAUCUCUACCGAGGAGUAUACUCGUACCGAAGAGGAAGAGGAGGAACUUGGCCUGAAGGAUAUGAAGACUGAAGGAUACGAGCAGGAUGAGGAGGACGAGAAAGCCAAAGAUGAGCAGCAAUCAUGA